Podarcis raffonei (Aeolian wall lizard) is the source of this 4208-nucleotide messenger RNA. Its product is annotated as probable cation-transporting ATPase 13A5. Gene Ontology annotation, cellular component: late endosome membrane. NCBI's taxonomy places the organism in Eukaryota, Metazoa, Chordata, Lepidosauria, Squamata, Lacertidae. The record is from RefSeq and is a predicted model, not a curated record. Gene Ontology annotation, molecular function: ATP binding; polyamine transmembrane transporter activity; ATPase-coupled monoatomic cation transmembrane transporter activity. Bases 179 to 3937 code for a protein of 1252 amino acids. The transcript has 31 exons. Gene Ontology annotation, biological process: polyamine transmembrane transport; intracellular calcium ion homeostasis.
ACAGGUUUUUCCCCGCUGCAGGUUUGUCUAAAAGAAGGCGUGUUCUCUUAAAGGCAGGAGGCAACACCAUGGAGACAGUGACUGCUCUGCCCCGAGUUCAGAUCAGCCGGAGCUUCGGUUGCUGCUGCCAUCCUUGGGGGAGAGGACGCCCUGGACUGCUUGACAGCCGCCAAGUUUGAUGGGGGAAGACCUUCUGAAGGACCACCGCCACCUCCUCAACCAGGGAAAGGAGGAUGAGCUGGAUAUAUUUGGCUACAAGACUAAAGGGUGCCGGAGGGCCCUGUGCCUCGCUGGGUACGUCCUGUCCUGCGGAGUCCUCCUGCUCCUCUUCUACUGGAAGCCCGAGUGGGACGUGUGGGCCAACUGUGUGCCCUGCGACUUGGAAGAGGCCGACGUCGUGCUCUUGCGGACAACGGAUGAGUUUCAGAAAUAUACCAGGAAGAAGGUGAUCCACCUUGAUUUGCAGAGCGUCUUGGACAGUGAAAAGCUGGACCACCUCCUUUUCGGCGCUGACCAGGAUUCCGUCAUCAGCCGGGCCAUCAUGAAGCCUGGAAUGACGGUGAGAUACAUCCAUGUACAAAAAAUCCGUUAUGUCUGGGACUUCACGGAAAAGCAGUUCCUGAGAGUCGGGUCGCUGGAGGACUCCAACACUUGCUACGAAAUCCAUCACAAAUUUGGAGACGGGCUGACGAGGAAGGAGAAGGCGCUCAGGAAGUUGGUUUGCGGCCCCAACGCCAUUGAAAUCGAAGUCCGUCCCAUCUGGAAAUUGCUCUUUAAAGAGAUCCUGAACCCUUUUUACAUCUUCCAAACCUUCACGCUGACCCUCUGGCUGGUCCAGGGAUACAUCGAGUACUCCAUUGCCAUCAUCAUCCUGUCCGUCAUCUCUAUUGCCCUCACGGUGUACGACCUCCGACAGCAAUCAAUCAAGUUGCACAACCUGGUGAAGGAGCACAACAAGGUGGAAGUCCUGGCCUGGACCAAGAAUGAAGGGAGCUGCAAGGUGGAAUCCUGCCAGCUGGUGCCAGGAGAUGUCCUUCUCUUGGAAAGCCAGAAGUUUUCUCUGCCCUGCGAUGCCAUCCUGAUAGAAGGGAGCUGCGUGGUCAAUGAGGGGAUGCUCACAGGCGAAAGCGUUCCCGUGAUGAAGACCCCCUUGCCCCAGACGGACAACACCAAGCCCUGGAAAGUUCACAGCGUGGAAGACUACCGCCGACACGUCCUCUUCUGCGGCACAGAGGUCAUCCAGACCAAGCGAGCGGGAAAAGGCCCUGUCAGAGCCGUUGUGCUGCAGACAGGUUUCAACACCGCCAAGGGAGACCUGGUGAGGUCCAUCCUUUACCCCAAGCCCCUGAACUUCCGCCUCUACCGAGAGGCCUUCCGCUUCAUCGUGGGCCUGGCUCUCAUCGGCAUCCUGGGGCUGGUCUACACCAUCGGGGUGUACGUGAGCCGCAAGCAACCCGUCUCGGACACGGUGACCAUGGCGCUCCUCCUCAUGACGGUCGCGGUCCCUCCGGCCAUUCCGGCCGCCUUGACCACCGGCAUCGUCUACGCCCAGAGGAGGCUGAAGAAGAAGAAGAUCUUCUGCAUCAGCCCUCAGAGGAUCAACAUCUGCGGGCAGAUCAACCUGGUCUGCUUCGACAAGACUGGCACGCUGACAGAGGAUGGCCUGGAUCUGUGGGGCGCCGUCCCCUGCGAAAAGAGGAGCUUCCAGGCUGUGCACAGCUUCUCCAGCGGCUGCCCGCUGCCCUGGGGGCCCAUCUGCAGAGCCAUGGCCACCUGCCACUCCCUGCUGGUUUUGGACGGGAAGAUCCAAGGGGAUCCACUGGACGUCAAGAUGUUUGAGGGCACCAACUGGAAAAUGGAGGAGUCCAGCUCGGACGAGAGCAAAGGCAGCGUGAGCCGCACCAUUGUCAAGCCAGACAGCAGUGCCACCCAGGUCAUUAGAGAGCCAAGGCAGCCUACGUUCUUCACAGUGACGGCGGGACCGUUCAAGCGCAGGCCAUCCAGGCUACCUCUGAUCCUGGAGGCCCCCUUGGAAGGCAUCGCGAUCCUGCACCAAUUUCCCUUCUCCUCCUCUCUGCUGAGGAUGUCUGUCAUCACGCAAGAGAUUGGGAAUGACAUCUAUGACCUCUACAUGAAGGGAGCCCCGGAGACGGUGGCCGGCUUUUGCAAAACCAACACCGUCCCAAAGAACUUCCUCAGGGAGCUGAAGUGCUUCACGUCUCAAGGCUUCCGCGUCAUUGCGCUGGCUCACAAGGAGCUGCGUCUGAACAGGGGCGUCAACCUGGACAACUUGGAAAGAGACAAGAUGGAGUCCGGCCUGACCUUCUUGGGUCUCCUGGUCAUGGAGAAUCGGCUGAAGAUGGAGACUCAGGCUGUCCUGGAAGAACUCAGCUCUGCUCGCAUCCGCAGCGUCAUGGUCACAGGUGACAAUCUUCAGACAGCCAUCACAGUCGCCAGGAACUGUGGGAUGUUCUCCUUUGGCACCAGAGUGAUCCUCGUGGAAGCCAGGGAGGCAGAGGGCUCCAACCGGGCAUCCGUUACCUGGCAGCUGAUAGAGGAGGUGUUCAAUUCAGACGAAAACACGACUCCCGACAUCUCCAUUGACAUCUCUGACGCUAAUGGGAAAGACAGCGACUUCCACUUCGCCUUGAACGGGGACACCUAUCACGUCCUCAUGAAACACUUCGGCAGUCUCCUGCCCAAGAUUCUUCUGAAUGCAACAGUGUUUGCCAGGAUGUCUCCAGCACAGAAGUCCAGCCUCGUGGAAGAAUUUCAGAAGCUAGACUACUACGUGGGAAUGUGUGGCGACGGAGCUAACGACUGCGGGGCCUUGAAGAUGGCUCACGCCGGGAUCUCCCUCUCGGAGCAAGAGGCUUCCGUCGCGUCUCCCUUCACCUCCCAAAUCCCGAACAUCGAGUGUGUGCCGGAACUGAUCAGGGAAGGUCGUGCGGCCCUCGUGGCCUCCUUCUCGGUGAUUAAAUACCUGACCCUGUACGGGAUGGGCCAGUUCAUUGGCACUGCUCUGCUGUAUUGGCAAAUACAGAUCUUUGGGAAUAUCCAGUACCUCCUUCAAGAUGUCGGCAUCACCCUAGUCGUGUGCCUAACAAUGAGCCUGACCCACGCCUACCCCAAGCUGGCCCCCUACCGACCCCCCGGGCGGCUCCUCUCCCCGCCGCUCCUGCUCUCCAUCAUCCUCAACGUCCUCUUCACCCUCACCGUCCAGGUCUUCGCCUUCCUGUAUGUGAAGCAGCAGCCCUGGUACUCUGUCCUGCGCAGCCACAGGGGGUGCCCUACCGCAGACCACCCUGUGCCCCUGGGCAACGGGACGGCCAGCAACGCCACAGCCCCGGAGCACUCCGUCCUGAGCUAUGAGGACACCACUCUCUGGCCACUGGUCACCGUCAACUGCAUCAUCGCAGCCUUUGUCUUCUCCAAGGGGAAGCCCUUCCGGAAGCCCAUCUACACCAACUAUAUCUUCUCUGGCCUGCUGUGUGUCCAGCUCGGAGUUUCCCUUUUCCUUUUCUUCGCUGACCUGGACCCCAUCUACAGAGGAAUGGAGUUUCUCUGCACCCCAACCAUCUGGAGGGUGUAUGUUCUGCUGAUGCUUCUGGUGGCCUUCUCCGUCUCGUUCUUCGUGGAGGACGGCAUCCUGCAGAACCACCGCCUCUGGCUUCUGAUCAAGGCCCUCUUCCGCUUCCGCUCCUCCAGCCAGUACCGGAAGCUGCAGCGGCAGCUGGAGGAGGACGCAAAGUGGCCGCCCACCAGCCAGAAGGACUUUGCAGAAGAGCCCAAGAGUGGCACUUACGUCAACCCCGUCUAUGAUGAGGCAGGAGAGAACUACCUGGAGAGGCCGCAGGCUGGCCCAGGAGGACUUGCCAAGAGGGACUUUUUGUGUGUGGAGAGACUGAUGGAAACCCACGGGAGAUCGUGCUCCUAGGAAGCCCCUCUGACGGUGCGCACAGAGCCUGCCUUUGCUCAUCGAGCUCAAGGAGGUUUGCCAGGGGGGCAUUUUGCUGUUGGCUCUGCCUGAGUGGGGAAAUCUAGGGCUUGAUCCUGUGCCCACGCAAGAGAUCUCAGCCUCUUCCACAGGGACCAGGCUGCUCCAGCGGAAGGGACACAUGAAGGAACACCGUCCGCCAUGUGGAAAACAAAGACAACUCUGUAUUUUUGCUUUCCAAAAGAGAAUAAAGUGGGUUUUUUUUUCUCUU